Bacillus rossius redtenbacheri is the source of this 903-nucleotide messenger RNA. RefSeq lists its product as uncharacterized. Bases 1 to 903 code for a protein of 300 amino acids. NCBI's taxonomy places the organism in Eukaryota, Metazoa, Arthropoda, Insecta, Phasmatodea, Bacillidae. The record is from RefSeq and is a predicted model, not a curated record. The transcript has 4 exons.
AUGACGAACGACAUCUCUGACAGCGAGGACCACGCAGGAACAGGCAUGGACGAAACUGGCUGGACACUAGCCUCCUCAAAAAGGGCUAAGCGCUCGCACAUGGAGGUGUCCUUGUACUCUGCACUGAAGGGCGCGCUCGACGAAAAAUUCACGUGCCAACACCGCGGCCAUGAUGAGAUGCAGGUCAACACUGCUAACAUCGCGGAGUACCACCGAGCGAUUAAGGCCCUUCAGGCCAUUGGUGCUCAGCACUCGCAGGAGUUUGCCGCGGCCGACCUACCCGUCCAGAACUGCUGGUUCUUAGAGAACCGCCACAAGCGCGAAAAGUGCGACGCGCUCGUAAUCGAGGUGCCGCAGUCCUGCGACAGCGCGAAAAUCUAUGCGCUGCGCGAAUUCGCAGGAAUGUUAAUCCGAGUUGACGACUACAAGCGCCCCUCCGGCCCCAACCAGUGCAGUAACUGCCAGCGGUUUGGUCACGUAGGGAAGGGCUGCAAUGCCAGCCCAGUUUGUAGGUGGUGCAGCAGCCCCCACUGCGCUCCCGACUGCCCACAAGGGGGAGUGGCAGACCACAAGCGGUGCACUCACUGCAAGCUGCAGCACUGCGCUAACUACAAGGGCUGCGAGGAGUACAAGAGGCGCGGGAAGAGACAGCCCCAGACCAGGAUGUUCAAAAAGAAUGCCACUGGCCACAAGAAUGGCAAGGGCAAAUACCCCCAGCCCACGGAGGACAGGCCCCACCAGCCUGCCCAGGACAAACUGCUGGCAGCCAAGACUGCCCCAGCAGCCCCGACAAGGCACACGCCCGUGCCCGCACAGCCACAGGCAGCUCCUGCGCCUGUGGAGACCAUGGCGGUUGAAGAGGCCCCAGUGCAGCCAACUGCCCCGCCCGAGCCCCGCAAUUAG